Messenger RNA from Hyalella azteca, 1156 nucleotides. Its product is annotated as phospholipid phosphatase-related protein type 5. NCBI's taxonomy places the organism in Eukaryota, Metazoa, Arthropoda, Malacostraca, Amphipoda, Hyalellidae. Gene Ontology annotation, molecular function: phosphatidate phosphatase activity. The record is from RefSeq and is a predicted model, not a curated record. The transcript is spliced from 6 exons. Bases 170 to 1156 code for a protein of 328 amino acids. Gene Ontology annotation, biological process: phospholipid metabolic process.
UGUUAGUGACUGUUAUUAGUGUCAGUGCAACUGUUAGUGCUUACGGUUAGUGUUAAUUGUUAGUGACUGUUAUUAGUGGCAGUGCAACUGUUAGUGCUUACGGUUAGUGUUAAAUGUUAGUGACUGUUAUUAGUGGCAGUGCAACUGUUAGUGCUUACGGUCCCCCACGAUGAUGGCGUACGAGCAGCAGCCCGCCUCCUCCCACCCCCCCAGUGGGGGUGGCAAGGCGAACCCCCCUUCCAAGAUGGCCGUGAAGGGGGGGUCAGGGAAGUGGGUCAAGGUGACCCGCACGAAGGGCGGCCACCUCCUGCAGGAGGGGGAGAGCCUCCCCCUCAUCCCCAUGGGGGUUGCCGAGGGGAUCGUGCUUGUCAUCAUGAUCGUCAUGAACUACCUCUUCAGGUUCGACCCCAAAACACGUGACGCCUCAAGCCUGGCCGACUACCCUCGCGUGACCCUCUCCCCCAGCGAUGUGCUCCCCCCUCGCCCCUACUACAACUACUCCCUCUCCCUCGCCGACAACCAAAACAACGAGUACUCUUUCGGGGUCUCCUUCACCAUGCAGGAGUACGCCUUCUUUGUGCCCCUCUUCGUGGUGCCCCUCCUACUGACGCUGGUAGUGGAGCUGGUGCAGCGUCAGUUCCCCCGGGGGCACAUCAAAAACGUCGUGAGCUUCGAUCUGCCCUUCCCCCCUUUCGUGCGCCGCACUCUCCGCUUCUACUACGUCUUCCUCUUCUAUGGGUCCCUGGCGGGGAUGGCGGCAGCCUUUCUGAAGCUGCUAAUCCCCAAACCACGCCCCCACUUCCUCGCGGUGUGUGAUGGGGCCACCUUACCCGGCAACCUCCUCUUCAACGUCAGCUCCUCCUGCAGUACCGCCGACUGGCCCGCCCUCAGGGAGUCCCUCAGAUCCUUCCCCUCGUACCAUGCCACCCUUGCCUUCUACGCGGGUACAUUCCUGGUACUGUACCUUAUGUACACCUGUCAGCUCAAGGGCACCUACAGCUCUGGGGGACUCCUCUCCCUCCCCGUGGGUGUCAUGGCCGCCAUUGGGGGACUGCACCGCUGGGUGACGUACCACGCUGACGGGUGGGACGUCGCGUGGGGGGCGGCCAUCGGGGGAGUGGUGGCCCUGUGGGCGGUGAGUGACCUGGGGGAGUGA